GACGGGAUGAGCUCUGAUCCGCCGAAGAUGAUUAUUAUAGCAUGGCAGUUUCGGGAUAGAGACAACGGCAGAUAAGAUACGGCUGCCUGUACGAAUGCUUAUAAACACCUUCAGCGCCAGCCAAAACGCCGUACAUAACGCCAUAAGCUCUGAGCUGCAAUACUGCAAACCUUCUUUCAUCUUCACUUGUAGAUUUCAAGAUGCUUUCUCUCCUACUUUCGAGCCACGAAGCCCUCUGGACUCUUGCAUUGGGGGGCUCUCUCAUUCCCUGUGCGGUUCUCCUGUCUUCUGUCCGGAAACAUGGACUCACGGCAGCAUUACUCCAUCCUUACAAUGCAAUAAAGAACUGGCUUACCUCUUGGCUGUUCCUCGUCGACGCUCCAAGACUGAUCCAAGAGGGAUACGAAAAGGCACAAGGGCGAUCUUAUACCGUUGACAGUCCGGAUGUUCGCUACCACCUGGUCACGGAUCCCAAGUUGAUCGACGAGAUUGACCGUGCCCCUAACGAUGUCCUGUCUCUGCAAGCUGCCGCGAAAGUCCUACUCCGUCCAGAGCACUCAAUGCACAAGUUCAGCUGGUUCGAGAAGAGAGGCAUCGACAACACACCCCUGCCCAAGACUGUGCGCACUCUGCUGCGAAAGGAGCUGCCCUCCAUUCUGCCCAAGACCCGAGUCAUCAACUCCAAGAUCAUGGAGACAAUGUUGAGCGGGCCCGGAAAGCAGCCCCAUAUCUCUCAAGUGGUUCGCGAAUGUGUUGCACAGACCUGCGCUAUUGGCUUCUUCGGCGAAGAGCUCGCCAACGACAAAGAAUUCAUGAAGGCCGCUGAGGACUUCAUCGACAGGACAGUCUAUAUUGCAGAGGCAGCCCGGAUUCUGCCGGGCUUCUUUGGAAGGCUGGUUGUUAAGUUUUUGGAGUCUUAUUUCUCAUCUCAACAUGUCCUCUUCAACGCGCUCGAGGCUGUUGCGCAGCGUAGAAUCGAAGAGCACGCUUUGGGAGCCCAAGGUCACGCCAUUCCUGAACACAAGGACUGUAUUCAGUACAUUAUGGAACUCACGAUGGACUCCAAGCCUUCGCAAUGUAUACUUACCGGACCAUGGGCAGCUGGCAGAAUCACCCACGAACUGAUGGCUCUCUGGUUUGGCGCCGUUCACACCAUGGCCAUGGUAACGACCUUCGCCAUCAGGGAUGCCUCGAUGAAUCCAGAGUAUCUUGAUGUUCUGCGAAGCGAGCUCGAAAGCCCAGCCUACGAGCAAUGGGAGGCCACCGGUGCCGGCAUGCCAUUCCUGGACAGCUUUCUGAAGGAAUCUGCGCGUCUGAACCCUCUCGACAAUGUGAGCACUCGCCGCAAGGCUUUACAGCCGAUGACAUUAUCCGAUGGCACACACGCAAAAGCUGGAGAAUGGUUCGCGACACCUCUUGCGGCUAUGCUGAAAGACGCCGGAAACUGGGCUGAACCCCUAGAGUUUCACGGUUUCCGUCACGUCGCUCCUGAACAUCUGGCAACCCUCGAGAACAACAGCCAGUUCUCGAGUCCUGAGCCGGAGAAGGCAGCCCUGCUUACCGACGUCUCGAAAUGGCAGACAUGGGGUACUGGUCGCAUGGCAUGGUAAGCUCGCAUAUGCUCUCGCAUCUCAUCGCUAGUGCUGACUUCACAAUACAGCCCCGGUCGAUUCUUCGCAACUGCUGGCAUCAAGCAGAUCUUCGGUCUGGUCAUUACCAAGUACGAUGUGGACAUUCUGGACAGGUGCGCGCCGCGCAAGUACAGCUGGCGGACGUGCAACGUGCCUCGCUCAGACCUGCCCAUCGUGCUCCAGCCGCGUGCGUCUGCGACAUGAUCGGUGGUUCUGUUCGCAUGCACC
Messenger RNA from Boeremia exigua, 1859 nucleotides. Its product is annotated as cytochrome P450. Lineage: Eukaryota; Fungi; Ascomycota; Dothideomycetes; Pleosporales; Didymellaceae. Bases 201 to 1610 code for a protein of 469 amino acids. Gene Ontology annotation, molecular function: iron ion binding; oxidoreductase activity, acting on paired donors, with incorporation or reduction of molecular oxygen; monooxygenase activity. The record is from RefSeq and is a predicted model, not a curated record. The transcript is spliced from 7 exons.